CCUCAGUAUCCCACACUGCACUGCACUUCCUGUUGGCCGGAACCACAACACUACGCAAUUUAAGUGACAAAAAUGAUUAUCAAACUUUGGACCACACUUGGUUCGGUCUGUGUAAAUGGAGAGAAUUGCAGAACUUUUUCUGACGUCGAGACUCUGCUGAAUCUCAAAAGUGAAACCUUCUACUUGCAAAACAACGGACGUUUGGUAUCUCCAUCCCAGCAACUCAAACAUGGAGAGGUUUACUGUCUACUACCUCGCGUUGUUGGUGGCAAAGGAGGAUUUGGCUCAAUGCUUCGAGCAAUCGGUGCACAGAUUGAGAAGACAACCAGCCGUGAGGCCUGCAGAGAUUUGAGUGGUCGACGUAUGAGAGAUGUCAAUAAUGAGAAAAAACUAAAGGAAUGGGUGGCUAAGCAAGCUGACCGCGAGCGUGAAAAAGAACGCCAGCGUCAAGAAAAGAAGGCACGGCUUCAUUCACAGACUCAGAGCCCAAAGCUGAGUGAUCCUGCUUACACAGAACAGUGUGCUGUGGUGCAGAAAGACCUAGAAGAUGCCCUGACUGAAGGACUGAAGAAAGCAAAGAGUUUGUCAGCUACUUCAACUUGUGGUUCAUCACAUGAAACAAGAAAAAGAAAAGCAGAAGACUGUGGUGCUUCUUCUUCAAAACGAAAAUGGGAAUGGUUUGGUGUUGAAGCAGAUUCUGAUGAUGCAGGAUCUGAAGAUGAUCAAGGUAAACCAGCAGACUUGCCUAUCAGCUCAGAGAGCAUAGGAACAUUAGAAGACAGCAGUGGACCCCAGGAAAAUGUUACAGCUGAUGAUCAGGAAGACAAGCAAGUGGAACAGGAAACGGAGCAGAUGACACAUUUACAAAAUUGUGCAUCAAAUCCUGAUGGGCAGAAGGGUUGUUCUGAAGGAGAUUCCAAGCUUCAGUCGCAGACAGAUGUAAGCACCAGCUAUCAGCAAGAAGAAAAGUCAGAGGUGAACCAUUCAGUUGUGUUGGAGAAUGUUUCCAGUGCAAAGGAGUUAGAAGCUUUGGGGCUAGAUCGUCUAAAAAUAGAACUUAUGGCACGGGGACUUAAGUGUGGCGGCACAGUUCAAGAGCGAGCUCUUCGUCUUUAUUCUGUGAAAGGACUUUCUUCAGAUCAGAUUAAUCCUGCAUUGUUGGCAAGACCAACCAAGGCAAAAAAAGGAAAAUAAAUUCACAGUUACUUCAAUUUCUUGCAUCUACUGCCCUUUUUAUUUUAAAGGUUUUUAAUAAAGUACUUUUAUUUUGUA
This is a messenger RNA of Pomacea canaliculata, 1272 nucleotides long. Its product is annotated as replication stress response regulator SDE2-like. The coding region runs from base 73 to 1194 and encodes 373 amino acids. NCBI's taxonomy places the organism in Eukaryota, Metazoa, Mollusca, Gastropoda, Architaenioglossa, Ampullariidae. The record is from RefSeq and is a predicted model, not a curated record. The transcript has 7 exons. Gene Ontology annotation, cellular component: nucleus.